Epinephelus fuscoguttatus (brown-marbled grouper) is the source of this 2510-nucleotide messenger RNA. It is a transcript of the gene lratd1, whose product is annotated as LRAT domain containing 1. The transcript is spliced from 2 exons. The coding region runs from base 208 to 996 and encodes 262 amino acids. Lineage: Eukaryota; Metazoa; Chordata; Actinopteri; Perciformes; Serranidae. The record is from RefSeq and is a predicted model, not a curated record.
CGCACGCACGGAUAGCCGGAGCGCCCGGUGCGCGGUGCGAAGAGUGUGAGACAAGUGUAAGAAGAAAGAGGGGAAGCAGAAGAAGAGAGGGAAGGAGAGCAGGGGACCGUGCCGCCCUCUGUACUCAUGGACCAUAAGGAUAUUUAACCAUUUGCCCGGGGAGCGCACAGACACCGCAGUCCAUGCCUCUGCCUUGCCAGGUCAUUGAUGGGAAAUCAACUGGAUCGGAUCACCCACCUCAACUACAGCGAGCUGCCCACGGGGGAUCCGUCCGGGCUGGAGAAGGACGAGCUUCGGGUCGGCGUCGCCUACUUCUUCUCUGACGAAGAGGAGGAGGUGGACGACCGCACUCCGUCCGACUGCGGCUUCACCAAGGACCACAGCCCGGCCGAGGAGGGACCCUUCUCGGUCAGCGAGGUGGAGUACUCCGCCUUCUGCUCCCAGGAAUGCAUCUUCUCCAAGCUGCGGGAGAACGAGGACUUGAAUGUGUACUCGGCCAAAACUUUGCUGACUAUGUGCAAACCGGGGGACCUGCUGGAGCUGGUGGCCACGGCGCAAGCCCCCCACUGGGCCAUCUACGAGCAGGACGACCAGGUGAUUCAUCUGCACAAGGGCGAGAUCCGCAAGGACAGCCUGCUUGAGAUCAGCAGCGGCCGCCACGGGAGGAUAGUGAACAAUCGGUACCGGUACCGACCGCUUCCUCCUGACCUAGUGAUGCAGAACGCAGCGGGACACCUGGGCCUGAGCAGCGAGGAGAUAUGCUGGACCAACUCGGAAAGUUUCGCAGCUUGGUGCCGCUUUGGGAAACGGGAGUUCAAAGCUGGGGGAGAGGCGCACUCGGCGGAGCAGCAGUAUUUCCUCAAAGUGCAUCUGUCCGGCAGCGGGGUGCACACUCUGGUCUUUCGCAGCCUGGAGGACAUGAUCCGGGAGAGGAGGCGAGUGGACGCCAGUGGAAUUCUCAAAGAGCUGUCUUUGGUUAACGGGGGCAAGGAGUGAUCAGGGAUUCCGUUUGAUAUCCUCUCCUCUACCCCCCUCUCCUCCUCUCCUCCUCUCUCUCUCUCCCCCUCUCCCCCGCUGCGCACGGACGCACAGUUUUGCGCACAGGCAAACGUACUCGCACACACAAGCACACACACAUGCAAAAGGACCUGUUGGUUUUGGACUGUUUGUUACGGAUGGACCCCCGAGCUGCUGCUGCUGCUGCUGCUGCUGCUGCGUCUGGACCACAGGCGCUCUGUGGAAAUGCCAUCAAAAUUGCAAGAGUGUUGAAAACUGAGAGAGCGCGGCCAUACAAACAGACAACGCCCCUUCAGAUUCAGAAUUCGUGCUGAGUGGGACACACGAUUUCUGCCCCCCUCCCAAACCCCCCAUUCCCCCCUCCUCCCCUUUGAACAGUGAAAUCACCUUUACAGACCGCACAUAGCGCACACGGCUCGGUUUGGUUUUCUCUUUAAUUUCUCGGGAUAAUGGAAGUGGCCCCCUCUCGGCGUAUAGGGCGCCUGCUGCGGCAGACCAGACGGUGAGAGAUGGGGGGGUGAAAAAAGAUGAAAGAUAGGAUCUGGGAUGGCUCUCGAAAAGUCUCCCUUCUAUUUUUUUACUGUUAGCUUUAAGAACCGGGACUGACCAUAACACAGAUCCACUAAUUCAUAGACCUCUGACAGUCCCCAGAUGGCUACGCAGUUGCCUAAACAAAGCAUUUGGCUUGUUCAAGCUCCCCCUCCUCUUUUCUUUUUGCCAUAACAAGAGUAUUGCCAUUUCCACAAUGCUGUCAUCCUGCUCCACAGCACUGGAUGUAUGUGUAAAUUGUAUUCAUAUAUAUUGAUUUGAACUUGAGUCCCUUAUUUUUGUAUUUAAGUUUAGUGGAUUUAACCCUGAUCUCUCUCUCUUUUGUUGUUUUUUUUUUUGGUUUAAAAAUAAAUGGAGGUUGAAAUAUGAAAAGAAGCUCUCGGGUCUGGCAGGUGUUGUUUUGGUCACACAUAAUUACGUACACACAAACAGCAUGAUCUCUCACUUUCACUCACACACACUCACACACACAUGCACAAAGAGGGUUAUAUGAAUUAUUUAUGUGCCAGUGCCUCCUGACCUGCCUGGAGCCAAAUGGGCUUCAUAUAUCUGCGCAGUAUUUGGAGGCAGUAAAAUGGUCAUCUGCAUCAAACCCAUAAAGGCUUUAUGAAAAAAUCCAUAUGGGAUGUGGGAGCUACAGUACAGAGGUGAUGGGGACAUGCAGUGUUUGGCCACAGGCUGUUUUUUUCGUCCAUGUGUGGGUUUUAACGUCCAUGAGCAUGUUGAUCUCCAGAUUACUCCUUGUGUUUAAUUACCACACAUGCGGGCUUCUUACAUCACAUUCCACCGUGGACAAGAUGUCCUCUGUAUUAUCACGAGGAAACACGCUGUGUUUGUUGUGGCACCUGUGUCCGUCUGCAGUGGCGUUAUCUCUGGAUUGAUGUUUUGACUGCUUUGCUCUGAAAGUCAGACGGUGCCUUCCCGUCUCUCUCGGGGGAUCUGCU